CGUAGCGAUGCUUCCCAUAUUGUGAAAAUUAGCUACAAGUACUCGGAAUCGCUUCAUAGGGCCGUUCGUAACUACGAGCAGAAUCAGUUGUGGGUGCGAGAGCACAGGGAAGGGUUCGAGAGGGUCCUUCGUUAUGCGGAGUCCCAUCAUACGCAACAAAUCCGCAUCGAAACCGAACUCGGUUGGCCCCUUUCCAGGCUGCGAUCUGGAGCUGGCGCGGGUCAGUUUGUACGAUGCAGUCGCUUCGAUUUGGACUGGCUUCAGCAGGCUGGCAAGUUUGAAUCUGGAAGAGUGCCACAUAUACUCUUGUGGCGACCCGAAAUCGGAAUUCGAUUUGUUUGCGGAAUUCCCCUGUUUGAAGAACUUGGUCCUCGUGGACUGCAAUUUCAUCAAUUCCGGCAAGUGUUUCAAGAUAACCGGACCGCAACUGGUGAACCUGGAAAUCCAUGGUGUGAAGAAAUUAGGUUGUGCUAGAGUUGAAAUAGCUGCUCCGAAGCUCAAAUCUUUGAGUUUGGUCUUGUACCUGGAUGUUCCGAAAUUCUCCAGGUUCAGCCUUCCUUUGCUUGAUCACGCCAAUUUGGGGAUCAAGAUCGCGCCUUACUUUCUUGAGGAGAGGAGAAGGGUACUGACUGCCAGUUUUGUCACCCUGUUCCAAGCUCUGCACAAUGCAGCUUCCCUGCGAUUCGAUAAUCAUAUCGUUGAGGCAAUGAGCAUGAUUUGUGAUGGGUUGAAGCAUUAUCGAUGUCCCUUUACUCGAUUGCAAUGCUUGAAAGUGCCACGCAGUAGGGAGCCCGAAACUAUACCGGAUCAACUCAUCAGUUACUUCCUUAAGGGUUCUUCCAGUACAAACGCAGGGUUUCUUCAGUUUGUAUAAGGUGAUUGCAGUUUGAUAGUGCUUCAUUUAUCUGUCCUUUUUCCUGCUGUGGUAUGCUAUGCCUUUUUUUAUUUUGAAUGAUCACUAUGUUGCUUUUUCCUUGACAACCAGCUUAUGUAAUGCCUUCUUUCUGUCUUAACCUUUUACAAUGUGCAGCCUACCUUUGCUUUUGCAACUGUUGCUAACUUGCAGGAGUUAGGCUCUCGUGGAUGCUUUACUAUUGUUUGCGUGUUUACUCGUCAACGUUUCUUUGCUGUGGUAGGCAGUUCUUAUUCUCUAAUGACAUCUCUUACUAAUGUCAUGUUCUUGUUUGUGUAGCUCGUCCAAUAUAACGAACUGUGGAUUCUCGUAUGCAACCUACAGGUGGAAUCUGGAAGAGAAAUACAGAGGUGGUUUUCUAGGAUUUUGGUAAAAUCUUAAAUUUUGGAUGGAAGGAUUAAGGUAGAUUUUGUUAUUUUGUGUUGGAUUUUAGAGAUUAUUUGUUCGCUUGUUCGAUUUAUAAUGGGUUUUAGUAGAGUAAAUUUAUGAGUUGAUU
Molecule: messenger RNA, 1409 nt
Organism: Linum trigynum
Lineage: Eukaryota; Viridiplantae; Streptophyta; Magnoliopsida; Malpighiales; Linaceae
Source: the annotation of a GenBank genome assembly